This is a messenger RNA of Trifolium pratense (red clover), 404 nucleotides long. RefSeq lists its product as uncharacterized. The record is from RefSeq and is a predicted model, not a curated record. NCBI's taxonomy places the organism in Eukaryota, Viridiplantae, Streptophyta, Magnoliopsida, Fabales, Fabaceae. The transcript has 2 exons. Bases 45 to 353 code for a protein of 102 amino acids.
AAACAAUGUCUUGAAAAGAACAAAGUUCUAUAGUUGAACACAAGAUGGCCAUCUUAAGGAAUUUUACUCUCAAGAUGGCAUUUUUGGUCGCUUUCUUCUUCAUCAUUGCAUCAGCUAUGUGGAUUGAAUCUGAAGCAAAACAAACAAUUAUAACCACAACAUGUCCAUCAACUACACAUUGUUUUCCAGAUUAUCCAAGCACUUGUUCAUCAGUUGCAGAUUGUAGGAAUUGUUGUGUGUGUAAUGAAAUAGUACAAGGUGUGUUUAUUAUUCCCAAUUGUAAUGAAAAGCACACAUGUGAAUGUGUUAAAAUUAUUCCAUCUCCACCACCUCCACCCACAAUUGCAAAUUGAGGGUUGGAAUAUAUUGUAAAGCAACCAUCGUUAUUGUAUGGAUGAGAAUAA